CUCCGUGCUCCCCGGGGGACCCACAUAUAGCAGGGAGUGCCAGGGAGCACCGUCACUGCCAACUUGCUCUCCGGGACGCUCCGAAGCGCCCAAGCCUGCUGUCUGCGAGACGAUGAAGACCUGGAUCCUCCUUGUCGGGGCAGUAGCAGCCCUGAGCUGCGCGUCUGGCCACCUGUACACGGCCCCCGACUCCUGCGAGGGACGCUGCGAGGAGCCCCACAACGAGGAGGACGAGUGCCACUGCAACGCCGAGUGCGAGACGUACCGCAACUGCUGCGAGGAUUACUACAGGCACUGCCGUCCCGGUGGAGAGCGGGCCGAGGGGGCAGCUCGCCCCCGCGAGGGUUUUUCCAGCAGCCGCGAUGCCAUCACCGACGAGGACCUCCUCCGCGUCUCGGAGCAGCUUUACGGGGCGGAUUACAACAAAGCCCGGCCGACCGACGUCGCCAUUAACCCCCAGUACCAGGCCUCCCCCGACGAGACGGGCGAUGAGGAGGACCGCUCCCCGCAGCCGCUCUACAAAUACGUCAACGAGGAGCUCUUCUCCAAACCCACCUACGCAAGCUUCAUUAAACUGCUGGACAACUACCAGAGGGCAACUGGCAGGGAGGAGGAUGUGACGGCGGAGGAGCUGAGGGAGCAGGACAACUUCCUCAGGGAGGUGAUGAAAACGGAGCUCAUGAAAAAACUCUUCGCCUUCCUCCACAAAAAAAACCGCUACAGCUCCGAGCAGGAAUUCCUUGCUGAUUUGAAGGAGAUGUGGUUCGGCCUCUACUCCAGAGGCGACGGUGAGCAGGACUCCAGCGGCUUCGAGCACGUCUUCUCAGGGGAGGUGAAAAAAGGAAAAGUGUCUGGAUUUCACAACUGGAUUCGCUUCUACCUCCUUGAGAAGCAGGGCAUCGUCAACUACUUCAGCCACAACUUUGACGGGCCGUGGGACACCUACCCCGACGUGCUGGGGCUGCAGUUCAGCUGGGACGGCUUUUACAAGGAGGUGGGCUCGGCCUUCAUCGGCUGCAGCCCCGAGUUCGAGUUUGGGCUGUACACGCUGUGCUUCAUCGCACGUCCUGGCAGGGCAUGUUACCUGAGCCUGGGCGGCUACAGCCUCAGCAUCCAGACCUACGCCUGGACCAAGUCCACCUACGGCAACGGCAAGAAGUACAUCGCCACCGCCUACGUGAUCUCGCCCUGAGGCUGGGAGCAGAGGGGGUGACUGCAGCCCCACUCUGGGGCCCUGGGCUGCCCCACGCCAGGGGCCCACGGCACUGGGCAGGACUGGUCUGGCUGUGGGAGGCGGACGGCCGCUCUGCAGGACCGGCGCAAGGUGCUGGAGGGAACUGGGCAGGACGGCGGUGGCCGUGCCCUGCGUGGGAGCCGGGAGGGGCUGGAGGCAGCCUCGCCCCCUCCCCACCACCACCACCUCCCCAGUCCCGUGGGGUGUCGUGUUCCCCAGCUGCAGCAGGAGGGGGGGUCUCACAGCGGAAAGUAGCACACCCGAGCAAAGUAAAUACUGACCCUGGA
This is a messenger RNA of Tyto alba (common barn owl), 1521 nucleotides long. RefSeq names its product endonuclease, poly(U) specific (gene ENDOU). NCBI's taxonomy places the organism in Eukaryota, Metazoa, Chordata, Aves, Strigiformes, Tytonidae. Gene Ontology annotation, biological process: immune response. Gene Ontology annotation, molecular function: polysaccharide binding; scavenger receptor activity; RNA endonuclease activity. The transcript is spliced from 9 exons. Bases 113 to 1192 code for a protein of 359 amino acids. The record is from RefSeq and is a predicted model, not a curated record.